Chenopodium quinoa (quinoa) is the source of this 1520-nucleotide messenger RNA. RefSeq names its product chaperone protein dnaJ C76, chloroplastic-like. The transcript is spliced from 9 exons. Gene Ontology annotation, molecular function: iron ion binding; electron transfer activity. Bases 253 to 1278 code for a protein of 341 amino acids. The record is from RefSeq and is a predicted model, not a curated record. NCBI's taxonomy places the organism in Eukaryota, Viridiplantae, Streptophyta, Magnoliopsida, Caryophyllales, Amaranthaceae.
UUAGAAGUUAAACUACCACUCUCAGAUUCUUCCAAAUUCCUCCCGAUUCUUAUGAAACAAUUGGCGCUCACUUUGCCACUUCAUCACUUACAUUUUUCACUAUAAAUUAAAUUAAUAUUCUCAUCCUCAUAAUUUUUAUUUCUUCCAAUUAAAAGUCUUUAAAUAAAACAAUCAAAAAAUCUUUGCCAUUAAUCUGAAUUAUUAUUAUUUUUUAUACAAGAAAACUAGAAAAAGCUCUUGAAAACUAUAAAAAUGGCUCAAUUGUUAACCCCAGUAUGUGCAGAUCCAUUCAAAUUACAAAACCCAGUACAUAAUUUUACGAGUAACGCACAUUCAAGUAGAAGUAGGUGGAGCGUGCAUUCUACGCGCUGCUAUAAAUGGCGCGUGAUGGGUCAGAAUAGAAGUCGGAACUCAACUCGAGUUAAAGCAGUUGCUGAUGAUUCAGCUGGAAUUGUAGAUGAAUUUGCUGAUGAUUAUUAUGCUGUUUUGGGUCUGACACCAGAUGCUACACCACAGCAAAUUAGAAAAGCUUAUUACAAUUGUAUGAAAGCUUGUCAUCCGGAUUUGAGUGGUGAUGAUCCAGAGACUACAAACUUUUGCAUGUUCAUCAAUGAAGUUUAUGGGGUGCUUAGCGAUCCAGUGCAACGGAUGGUGUAUGAUGAAAUUCAUGGCUAUUCUUUGACAGCGACGAAUCCGUUUAUGGAUGAAUCGAGCCCUAGGGAUCACGUGUUUGUUGAUGAAUUCAGCUGCAUAGGAUGUAAAAACUGUGCAAAUGUGGCACCAGAUGUUUUUCAAAUUGAGGAAGACUUUGGGAGGGCUCGAGCCUACAAACAAUGUGGGAUGUCUGACCUUGUUCAACAAGCAAUUGAGAGCUGCCCAGUUGAUUGUAUUCAUUGGACUUCUGCUGCACAACUAUCUUUGCUUGAAGAUGAGAUGCGGAGAGUGGAACGAGUAAAUGUUGCACUGAUGCUAGCUGGCAUGGGAUCAUCAUCAGAUGUAUUUAGAAUGGCCAAUUCUCGCUGGGAGAAGCGACAAUCAAAACUUCUGGAAAAAGCUAGAUUGAGAAUGAUGAAGGAGAAAGGCUCUGGUGCUGCCGACUCAUACUGGGAUAACCUCUGGGGAAAACAGAGAGAGUACCAGAGUACAGAGGAGGAGGUGAAAGAGCGAGCAAAUCGAGCAGCUGCAGCAGCUCGUAGAUGGCGAGAAUACUCAAGGAGAGGUGCUGAUAAACCUCCCACUUAUAAACUGCCUGAGGCAGUGGAAGUGUCUAAGGAGUGACCAGUUGACCACCAUCCAACAUGCAUAUAUAUAACCUUUAUUUUUUUUUCCCCUUCUUUGGGAUUCACCAUAUAAUUCAUCUUACAAAUGUAUAGUUUAUAAAUUUGCAGUUAUCAAUGAUCCUCUUUUCAAUUGAAUCAUGUAUUCAGAAUUCAAAGUAGAAUCUAAUAUGAAGUAUCAUGCAAGUAUUUUGAUGCAGAAAAGUUGGACAAGCAUGAUCAGUUUUUUUUUAAGUUUCACAU